Molecule: messenger RNA, 447 nt
Organism: Rotaria sordida
Lineage: Eukaryota; Metazoa; Rotifera; Eurotatoria; Philodinida; Philodinidae
Source: the annotation of a GenBank genome assembly
AUGGAAGAAGAUAAAAAAAUGACAAUUUUGACGUCUUCAACAUCAUUCAUAGCGGAAAUAAUGCUAAUUCUUAUGGGUUUAAGUGGUAUUUCAAUAGUUGGUGUUAUUCUAGGUUAUUUUCAUUCUUUAUCUCUUCUUAUUAUCAAUUUUGGUUUGUCAAUUGGUAUAUUAGCAAUUAUUAUAUGUAUUAUUGGCAUAUAUGUCCUAUUAUAUCAUGAUUAUCUUCAUUUAAGAUUAUUUUUAAAAUUUUUAGCACUUUUUAUUGGUCUUCAAUUAAUUUUUAUUAUUUAUUUAUAUGUUUUUAUAAAUGAUAAUAAUAUUAGUGAACAACAACAAGGUUCAUUUAUUGCAUUAGAUGUUUGUUGUGGAUUGAGUGCAAGUGCAUUAAUUGCUCUUUGUUUUCAUUUAAAACAAAAAGGAUCAACUAUUGAUAUGUUUAAAUUAUAA